AUGGUCUCUGGUUUUAUCGCAAGCGUGCAAGGCCACAUAUUCACCGACAAGUUUCUUGUUCUAGCAAAGGUGAGACAUUCCCAGCGUAUGAACGACUCUCUUAUUUCAUGUUGGGUUAUCACGGAAAGAGAAGGAACAAUUUUGUUUGCACACUGCUUAGGUUGCAAGGCUGGCCUGGCAGAAACCUGUUCGCAUAUAGCAAGCGUGCUAUUUUAUCUGGAAGCGUGGACAAAAAUAAAUGGCAGACUUGCCUGCACGCAAGUGAAGUGCUCGUGGUUUUUACCUACCUACGUCAAACAAGUAGAAUAUGAAAAGAAUAUUUUUCUUUAAUUUUGUUACCAUAAUUUGGCAAUGACAAGGGCAUUCCUAAUGAAUCCUACAUGUAAAGCUGCAGUAUUAUUUGUGUAGAAAAUAAGAUGUUUUAUUAUGAUAUUUAGCAUAAAAUAGUGAUAUUUCAAAAUUGUUAAAAAGAAUCACAAGUAAAACAUCUAUUUUUAAUUCAUAACAUGGCCCAAGAACAUUCGGCAAUUCUGAUUAUUUUUCUCAAUAUAGAGAGCAAUAGUUACCAUAUAAAGAAGUUUGUAAUGCCACUAUUAAUGAUAAAUAUCACAAGCCAACAAAUUGCAGGAUUUCAUUUAGCUAAAUAAUAAACAGAGAAAAAAUGCACUCAACUGGUGGUGGCUAUCAGUUUAAGUUUUGUUUUGUGACUUGAACUCUUCUACUGCAUACUUCAAAAAAUGUUGAAAGUAGUAUGUCCUGAGGUCAUCUUGGAGUUUUUUCCAAAAUUCCACAUCAAGUGAAACUCUCUCUACGUACAAACCUCUCUUUGUGUACACAACAAAGUCACACCAUUGGGCUCCAGUGACUCCCAUUUGCCCUUGGACUUGGGCGUAGUAAGCAUGCUCUGUUUUCAGCCUGCACGUUGUUUCACUAGUUUUCUCCAUGAGAAUUUGGGAUCUGAACAUGCUUCAAGUGGCGAAAAAUUUGCCUUGGUCCAAGGACACUUCACUUCAACCAAACCAAAACAGUCUGCACAUCCUGGAUCAAUAACCUUCCCAUCAGGUGAAGCACCAAGUAUUGGGUAAGACUGAGAAAUAACAAGCCCUGAUGGGAUGACAGUGAUGGGCAUUCUCUUAGCUCUCAUGAUUCACUGGUACUCCAUUAGAGCAACGGGUUCAAACUUCUUACCAUGUUCAAUGUACUUGUUGUUGAGCACUGGUGGAUUCAUAAUAGUGUUGGCAAAUGCAUCAUGAUUUCUUUUUCUUUUUCUUAUUAAAUCAAACAAGGACGCAGUGAAGCGGUAUUUUCACUGUUGCUGCCACUCAGCACAAUUGGAUUGCUUGAUGGUGAGCUUCUCAAUAUGAGUAAUCAGAUUCUCAUCUACUUCAAGAAAUUAAAGAAGAGACUGUUCAUUUUUACUUAAAUUCUGUGGUACUGUCAUUUUGGUCAACUCGUCUGUCAAUGGAAAGUGUGGGUACACAGUUUCAAAAAUUGCCCCAACUGCUGCUCUUGGUAUGGAGCUAACAUCCACAUUGCUUUAAAAUUUGACUCAGUAAAGGACAAGUGGUAUGACAGCAAGCUUCCAACAGGGCAUUUGCCAUUUUUUGUCUCAACAACGCUAGUGGUACAUGUUGUGCUGUCUUGGGACAUUUGGGAAAAUCCCAUGCCUGGAAGUAUGCCAUUUAAUUUUGUUUUCAACCCUUUUUCUUUUUGCUGGUCGCAGGUCACGUUAACUAGUGCUUCCUGGAGGAGUGAUUUUAUUCCUACUCAUUUUGUGUUUUCACUAUCCUCAAGUUUAGUUUUAUUAACCGCAACAUUAAUAAUGGGUUCUGGAACAAUAUUUGACCCAUCUCCUUUUUUAUGCCACUUCUGCAGUUCUGAAGUACAUUCAAGAGCUGCGUUCUGAUCUGUUUCUUGGCAUAGAUCUCUUCUGGAUUGGCACUCAAAUACAGUAAACUUGCACAGUUUUAGCAACAAUGCAAGAGUGUGGUUGCAGUAUCCUACUUCCCCGUUGCCUUCAUUACAUCUCUAGUGAUUAUACAUAAUGCUACUUUAAGCUUGUGUGGAGGGUCAUUUUUCCGAAAACUAUGGCAACAUCUCGCUCUGACAUAAAAACAUUGUUGGUCGUCGUUGGUCGUCGUUGGUCUUGAUGUCCUCUAGGAAGGUCUUGUAGGCACGCUGUUGGUAUUUUUGUUUGCAAUAUUCUUUCCAGACUGUGUUAUAUGUCUGUUCAUCUCUGCUUUAGUGAAAAGGGGCAUUCUUUGAAGAGAUAAACCCUAGUUAUUGUUGGGGAACUUGACGAGAAUGUGACAGUAAAUGUCCGAACUCACGUUGUUCAACAAGUGGUGUUUUUUACGCUUUAAAUACAAAUUAUUUGGAUCAGGAUCCACAAUACCUUUAUCCUUUCCAGAGUUUAUGUAUUCCAAGACCCUAGAAGUAUAAGAAUUAGGGAAAGUUUACUUUAUAACAUCAAAAGGAACUGUUGUAAAAUCUCUCAAGGGAUCACCCAAUCGAAUGUGCACAGGUCAAACACACUAACCUUUUCACAUGCUAUGCUUUUGUCUUCAACCCUUUCGCUGGAUUGCCUUGACACUUGAGCCAAAAUCUUAACUCAACAGUUUUUAAUUCAGGAACUUUUCUUCCUUCAAGGGAAGUGCCUGGUAUGUCAUUUUCAGUUAAGAAGCUAGAGCUUGCUUGUAAGCUUUUGUCUGCAUCAGACGCCAUUAUGUGAAAGCAUGCCUUUUAGGCCUUGAUUUUGUGCAUUUUUGUGUAGCCAGUGCCAGUCUCUCAUGGUUUUUUCUGCCAUUAUGGCAAAGGUGUAUUUGGUUUUGGAUACCAGCUUUAAUACUGCUAAGUAG
Messenger RNA from Pocillopora meandrina, 2858 nucleotides. NCBI's taxonomy places the organism in Eukaryota, Metazoa, Cnidaria, Anthozoa, Scleractinia, Pocilloporidae. The record is from the annotation of a GenBank genome assembly.